AUGGAAAAGCUAAGAACUCUAAAAGUAGCUCUUAAAAAAUGGAAUGUGGAAGUGUUUGGUGAUGUAGAAUCAGAAUUGAAAGAAGCUGAACGUGAGUUACAUCCUAUGGAUUUACAACCUGAAGUGAGGGAGUUGACUGAGGAGGAAGACGGUCGAAGAAACGAAGUCAAGGAUUUGAUAUGGAAGCUUAGCAAAAGAAAGGAGUGGAUGUGGAUGCAAAAAUUGAGGUUGGAUUGGGCUUUGAAAGGAGAUAGAAACACUAGAUUUUUUCACAUUAUGGCCACCAAGAAGCACAACAGAAACCUAAUUACUUCUGCUUUGGUUAAUGGGGUUGAGGUGGAUGAACCUACUGAGGUCAAACAUGCCACUUGCCAUCACUUCCAAAAUUUAUUUACUGAACAUUGGUGGUUUAGGCCAAGUGUUAGAGGUGAUUUUAAGAAAAUUGCUGUUAAUCAAGUAGAUGCUAUUUUGGAGAGAGGAUUCUCAGAAGAAGAAGUAUGGGCUGUUGUAAAAGAGUGUGAUGGAAACAAAGCCCCAGACCCAGAUGGGUUUAAUAUGAUGCUCUUUCAAAAAGGGUGGAAGUUCUUGAAAGAUGACAUUAUAAAAUUUAUGAAGGAGUCUAUAGCAAUUGUAGAUUGGGGGGGAAAAAGCAUUCUAGAUGGUGUGUUCAUAGCUAAUGAGGUGGUGGAUUUGUGGAAAACAUCUAAGAAAAAGGGUAUUAUUCUCAAACUGGAUUUUCAAAAGGCAUACAACACUGUUAAUUGGAAUUAUUUGUUGCAAAUGUUAGAUAGUUUUGGUUUUAGAUCUGGAUGGGUUCGAUGGAUGAAGGAGUGUAUAGAAUCUGCUAGAAUAUCCAUAUUAGUGAAUGGCUCACCGACAGUUGAAUUUUGUCCGCAGAGAGGGUUAAGACAGGGUGAUCCUCUCUCCCCGUUCUUGUUCAAUGUUGUUGCUAAAGGCUUGAACAUAUUGUUGUCAAGAGCUAAGGAUUUGAGUAUUAUAAAAGGAGUGGUAGUGGGUAAUAGUGAGGUCAUCGUAUCCCAUCUUCAGUUCGCGGAUGACACUAUUAUAUUUUGUGAGGCUGAAUGGGCAGAGAUUAUGGCUAUUAAAUGA
Messenger RNA from Camellia sinensis, 1110 nucleotides. The record is from RefSeq and is a predicted model, not a curated record. Lineage: Eukaryota; Viridiplantae; Streptophyta; Magnoliopsida; Ericales; Theaceae.